This is a messenger RNA of Astrephomene gubernaculifera, 1337 nucleotides long. The record is from the annotation of a GenBank genome assembly. NCBI's taxonomy places the organism in Eukaryota, Viridiplantae, Chlorophyta, Chlorophyceae, Chlamydomonadales, Astrephomenaceae.
CCAAAUUGAUGGAACGAAAUAAGGAUUUUUCAAUCUGACACCACAAGAGUGCUUUCCCCUUUUCCUUUAGCGCAUUCCAAACCGCUGACGGACGGCUGAACCGAACGCCAUAACACCAAACCGCGCUCUGUAAACGCACAGCGUGCCACCACCUUAUGCAUUGAACCCAACAGCAAAUCUUCUACUUCCUAAACGACGCAAAUCCGAUAGCCCUGCUCAGCCAUCGUUAGGGCCUCGCCCAUGGCGCAAGUGAACGCUGGGCUGGGGCCCAGCUCCAGCCGAACGGCGGCAGCUACGAGGCCCUCGGGAGUGUUUGUCGACGCAGUUACUGGUCGCCACGCUUGCACGUCGGCCGCGGAGCUGCUGGCGACACGCCGACUCACCUGGGACAAACACUUCGGCUGGACGUACGACGCCUGGAUUGAUGACCCUGCGCAGUACGCACUGUCGGGAGCAAACGGCAGGUUUUCCCUGCCUGCCCUCGCUCUGCGUCUGUCAACGGCCGUGACGCAAGCGGCGUCCUCUGCAGCACGCUUCAUACAACAUCAGCAUUACCACCACAACAGCCGACAGCAACAGCGAUGAGAGCGGCAGCAGCAAGGUUUACAUAGGAAGAGCGGUUUGGCAUGACUUGUAUUUAUAUUAACGGCGAAUGCUAGUUGGAGGGAGCAUGAGUAGGGCAGGUGUAGGGAAUUAUGGGAAGGGUAGGGUUGUGUGAUAUACAUAGGUACGCUUAGGUAGAAGGCGUGGUACCCCGAUCAUGUAAACGUACAUCCUCAGAGGUGGCUUGAGGGGGAACCAGACGGGUUCGUACGACAAAGUGCGUCGCUUUGCGUUUUGCCGUAGUACAUUGUGCCCGUGUUGCUUUCGUACGUUGGAAGGCGCCUGCAGUGGACUUGCGGAGGGGCUAUGGAAGCGCACACUAAGCGCUAGGGCGUAGUGUGCGGUAGGUACGAAGAGGUCAAGCUACCUUGAGAUUUCGAUUCGGAAUAGGGGUACGGGUUGAACACACAGAACUCGACACACACAACCGGUCGACUGCACAGCGCUGUUGGUGGGGUGGUACAUGCAACUGUCGAUUUGCACCCAACGGUUGUACACAGCGGAUGCCGGGCCCGGGAACUGCUGUUGAUGUCCGCCUGCCUGGUGCUCCCUUUACUGUUAGCAGGUGCUGCGUUUGCUAAUCUGCUAAGCUAAGCUGUGUGCAUGUGUGGGCAAGUACAGAGUGUACAGUGCCCGUGCUUGGCAUGUAUCCAGUGUAUGGUACUGUGCGGUUACUGUGCACGCCUUCUUACAGGUAACUGCUGGUCAAUUGCGCUGUAAAUGUGUUUCCCGUG